Molecule: messenger RNA, 2006 nt
Organism: Fusarium verticillioides 7600
Lineage: Eukaryota; Fungi; Ascomycota; Sordariomycetes; Hypocreales; Nectriaceae
Exons: 3
Coding region: 415-1812 (465 amino acids)
Source: RefSeq, a predicted model, not a curated record
AAUCAAUGUUCCAAUCUUGAAACUUGAAAGGUUCAUCGUCUGCUCAAGGUGCUUGCUAUCAGCGUUGAGAGCGAGGCCAUUGCUCAUGGCUACCUAGGUAAUAGUUGUGGCUUGCUUUCAUAGUGGCUUUAAUAAACUAGCUUCGGCCGAAUCAGCAAUAGUUAGCGUUGUGAGGGGAGUAUCUUAUAAGAAAUCAACACCAUACUCUCCGUACUUCGUAUUCAAACAAGAGAAUAACGUCAACCUCAAAUCUCAGCAGAUCAGAUCACACUUCUUCUGCCUUGAACCUUAAGAUACAGUUGAACGAGCAACUGGCCUCAAGCCACGCAUGAGCAUAAAAAAUAUGUUCCCCGCCUUCCCCAGCCCUUGGGCGCGCCAAAUGCCCUCUCCAUCGUCGUCCCCUCACCGUUCACGAUGGCCUCACUCCGCCUCAUCGCUGUAAUUGCACUGAUCUCAACCUUCAUCGUCUCUUUCGCUUCAGCCCAACUAUGCAGCUACAAAACACUGCAGCCGAGGCGAUCUCACCCUGGUACCGCUCCCGGUUGGGAAUUUUCCGUUGUUCACAAUAAGUUCGUACAACCUCGAACCAUCUUGUUCGAUACCGCGGGUGCUCUCCUUGUUAUGGAUUCUGUCGGCGGUAUAAUUCACGUGCAGCUCGAUGACAGUGAUCCCGCAGGAGGAAGAUGUGUCCGAAUGAAAAAGAAGAAGACUUUGCUCAAGAAGGACGAUCUAAAUCACGGGCUCGCGCUUUCAAAGGAUGGCCGUAGAAUAUAUGCCUCCUCACCAAGGAGCGUCUUUUCAUACUCUUACAAUCCCGGAAGUGGCACGCUUGAUAAAAACUCAGAGAAGGUGGUAGUCGACAACAUGGCCAACGACGGCCAUACAUGGCGAUCCCUUCUCAUUUCACAGAAAAACCCUGAUAUGCUCAUCGUUUCCCGAGGAAGCAGCCUAGCAAAAGACCCGCAAUCCGAGGUGCUUUCGUCUGGCCACGCUCAGAUCCGUGCCUUCAACAUGUCAACUUUGAAUUAUAGCUUGCCCGAUAUGAAGCCCUACGACUUCGCUAGUGAGGGCAUCCUCCUCGGCUGGGGUCUGCACAACGCUCUGGGCCUGGCAGAACACCCAGUUACUGGUGGAAUAUUCAGCACUGAGAACUCGUAUGAAGUCCUCAUUCGGGGUGGCAAAGAUGUCAGCGUCGACAACCCGGGCGAGGAGAUGAACUUCCAUGGAUACCUCAAUGGUUCUACGGAGAGCAGAGGCGGCAACUAUGGCUACCCUUUUUGCUAUAGCAUGUGGUCCGUACGCAACUUUCCUGGCAACAAGCGAGUGAAGAUUGGCGAACAGUUUGGUGCUGAUCGGCCGUCUGAGCUUUCUCGUCGAACCGAUGAGGAAUGCCAAAGGGAUUACGUUGCUCCCGUCCUAGUGUACCAAGCCCAGUCUGCGGCUAUAGGCCUUGGGUUCAACCAGGACGGCACACAAGCAGCUAUUGCUUUCCAUGGAAGCUGGAACCGUGCCGAAGCGGCGGGAUAUUCAGUAGGAGUUAACGACUUCAAAGAUGGACAACCUGCGCUGCCCGCUAUAAAAAGCAGAAAUGCCACCCAACCCAUCAUUUUCAACACAAGGAUGCAUAGAUGCAAUGGGGAGUGUUUCCGCCCUGUCAGCCUGGCCUGGGACAAGAAAAAUCGGUUGUUCUUCUCCUCUGAUACAACUCAUGAGGUUUUUGUGCUAUAUAAUACACGGGAGGCUCACCAAGCAGAUAAAAACAGCACCAAAGGGCCCUAUGUUUGGGGAGGCAAUGAAGACACUAACUGGUAAACGACAGGAAUAUUUCUCUGGGCGGUAAUUUAGCUUGAGUUUAGGGCGCUUUUUACUGUGUUUAUUUUGGCACUUCUCUUUGAAAUCUGCAGUUUUCUAGCUCCUGACGAUAAUUCAGCCUUUACGUUGACGUCCCAAGUCGGAACAACAGCUUACCUAUGAGUCGUGAGCCUAGCUGUUCCUAUUUCCAUAGC